AUGAAGACGGAGUUUGACCCGAAGGAGAUGGAAAGGGGGGGGGAAUCCGACGGAAGAAAUGUGGAGGUAAUAGGGGGCAUGAGCUGCUCCAUAACCACCGACGGAGAGGCUGCCGGCGGUAGAGAGAGCGACCCAGGAGCUGCAAUCGCCGGUAAUGGAGCGGGAUGGUCGACACAGAGUUGUUCCGGAGGUGGAGCCGAUGGGAAAACAAGGGGGGAUUUGCUCGAUUUCUUCCUCGCCGUUGGAGAUUUGUUUGAUUUCUUCUUCGCCAUGGCAAAGAGAGACGUGAUAAUGUCAAACGAAGGCGGGCAAUCUUCACAAUCUGCAUCUACAAAUGUUGCUCCUAAAAGAACUAGAAAAGAUCCUGGAUGGAAAUAUGCUGAAGCUGUAGAAGAAAAUGAUACAAAUACUCUCGUAUGCAAGUUUUGUAGAAAAAUUAUGAAAGGAGGUAUUACAAGAGUAAAGGAGCAUCUGAUGGGAAAGAAAGGCAAUACUACUAUGUGCGAAUUAUGUCCGAAAGAAGUACGUGAAGAGAUGUGGGAACUUCACAAGAGAAAGAGAGUUACUGGUUCUACGGUUUGUUCCAACGAGCCAAUGGAGCUUGAUCUUGAUGAUUUGGGUUUUGGAUUAUCUGAUGAAGAAGAAAAUCCACAAGUAAAACGGAGCAAAAAAGGUCAUAUGGAUUUGUUUGUUAGAAGACCCGAAGCAACCAGUUCAAGGAACAAGAAAGAAAAGAUGAGACAACAAAAUAUCAAAGAGGUGUGCGACAAAGAUUCUGUUGGUGGAGUUCACCAAUCUAUUGCAAGGUGGUGGUAUCAAGCUGGAAUUCCAUUCAAUAGCAUUAAGAUGCAAAGUUUUCAAGAUAUGUUACAUGCUAUUGGACGUUUCGGCCCUAACCUUCCAGCUCCAUCUUACCACCAAAUAAGAGUGCCAUUACUCACCAAAGAGGUUGAAUAUACCAAAUCAUUGAUGAAACAACAUCAGAUUCAGUGGGAGAAACAUGGUUGCUCUAUUAUGUCGGAUGCAUGGACGGAUAGGAAACAAAGAUGUUUGAUUAACUUCUUGGUCAAUUCUCCCGCUGGCACAAUGUUUAUGAAGUCGAUAGAUGGAUCUAGUUUUGUGAAGACCGGUCAAAAGUUAUUUGAGAUGUUGGAUUCUCUUGUUGAAGAGAUUGGAGAAGAUAAAGUGGUUCAAGUGAUAACCGAUAAUGGAAGCAAUUACGUCUUAGCGGGGAAGAUGUUAGAGGAAAAAAGGUCACACCUCUUUUGGUCUCCUUGUGCCGCUCAUUGCGUGGAUUUAAUCCUUGAAGACAUUGGAAAAAUUUCUUCGAUCAAGCUCACAAUUAAAAGAGCCAUAUCUGUGGUUGGAUUCAUUUACAACCAUUCCAGUACAUUGAGUUUGUUGAGUCAAUUCACGAACAAGAGGGAAUUGGUAAGACAUGCUGUCACUCGUUUUGCCACUUCCUAUCUUUCAUUGGAAAGGCUUUUUCAGGAGAAAGAUCAUCUUAGAAGAAUGUUUACCUCCAAUGAGUGGAGGACAAACAAGUUGGCGAAAGAAGCAAAGGGAAAGGAAGCUGAAAAAAUUGUCAUUAUGCCUUCAUUUUGGAGUAAUGUGAAAUACACUCUCAAGAUAAUGGCUCCACUUGUUCAAGUGCUUCGACUUGUGGAUAGUGAAAAGAAAGCAGCAAUGCCCUAUAUUUAUGAAGCAAUGGACAAGGCAAAAGAAGUCAUUGAGAAGUCUUUCAACAAUGACGAAAGCAAAUACAAAGAUGUAAUUGCAAUCAUCGAUAAGAGAUGGGAUUGUCAGCUUCACCGUCCAUUGCAUGCUGCUGGUCAUUAUUUAAAUCCCGAAUACUUCUAUAGCAAUCCUGGACUUGAGAGAAAUAUGGAAGUGGUUGAUGGAUUGUAUCAGUGUAUUAGGAGUCCUAAAAUUGGUUAUUACUUCGUACACUUACAUCUCCAAAGAAUCGAAAUAGUACGAAUGAAUAUCCCUUCCCAUAUUUAG
This is a messenger RNA of Tarenaya hassleriana, 2004 nucleotides long. RefSeq lists its product as uncharacterized. The transcript has 2 exons. Lineage: Eukaryota; Viridiplantae; Streptophyta; Magnoliopsida; Brassicales; Cleomaceae. The coding region runs from base 1 to 2004 and encodes 667 amino acids. Gene Ontology annotation, molecular function: DNA binding. The record is from RefSeq and is a predicted model, not a curated record.